AUGCACGUUGUACCGAAAGGUGAUUUGCAUGUUGCCAUUCAAUACGCGAAAGAAAUAGUAGCCAAAGCAAUGGCUGAAGCAGGCCCAUCUGGACUUGUAGAUGUUUCCUCCGUUUCUGUACUCAUCUUAGUGUACAUGAUUUUAGAAGCUCUCGCUAGGGAGGUGAAAGCACUCAGAAAAGAGAAUGAGGAGAUCAAAAAGGAAUUGGCCGAGUUGCGUGAGACGAUCGAAAGGUUUGCGCGUAUGAAUGCUAUUCCGAUGAAGGUAUUCUAUUCAAUUUCAGCUGAGAAAGCCGCUCCAGCAAAUGAGGCUAAGGAACCUGCUGCUGACGAAGACUUCGAUCUCUUUGGCUCUGACGAUGAGGAGGAUGCAGAGAAGGCCAAAGUUGUAGAAGAACGUCUGAAAGCUUAUGCUGAGAAGAAGUCCAAAAAGCCUGGACCAAUCGCCAAGUCGUCCGUGAUCCUUGAUGUCAAACCAUGGGACGACGAGACAGACCUCAAAGAGAUGGAGGAUCUCGUGCGCGGAAUCGAGAUGGAUGGCCUCGUUUGGGGUGGAGCCAAGCUCAUUCCCAUUGGAUAUGGCAUCAAGAAGCUGCAAAUCAUUUGCGUGAUUGAAGACGAGAAGGUUUCCGUUGACGAUUUGAUCGAUAAGAUCACAGGCGAUUUCGAAAGCCAUGUUCAAUCUGUGGACAUCGUUGCAUUUAACAAGAUUUAA
This is a messenger RNA of Strongylus vulgaris, 714 nucleotides long. Lineage: Eukaryota; Metazoa; Nematoda; Chromadorea; Rhabditida; Strongylidae. The record is from the annotation of a GenBank genome assembly.